Molecule: messenger RNA, 4923 nt
Organism: Mesocricetus auratus (golden hamster)
Lineage: Eukaryota; Metazoa; Chordata; Mammalia; Rodentia; Cricetidae
Gene: Spring1
Product: SREBF pathway regulator in golgi 1
Exons: 5
Coding region: 100-717 (205 amino acids)
Biological process (GO): positive regulation of SREBP signaling pathway
Source: RefSeq, a predicted model, not a curated record
ACGUGGCCGGCGCGCCUGGUGCGGGAAGGCUGGGCCGUGUUAGGAGCGAAUUUAGGGGGUCAUGCCGCGGGGUCGUCUCUGCGCCUGCGCCGCUCCGGGAUGCUGAACCUUGCGGCGCUGCUGUGGCGCCGUCUCCUGCGCAAGCGCUGGGUGCUCGCCCUGGUUUUCGGGCUCUCGCUGGUUUACUUCCUCAGCAGCACCUUCAAGCAGGAAGAGAGGGCGGUGAGAGAUCGGAACCUUCUCCAGGUUCAAGACCGUGAACAGCCCAUUCCGUGGAAGGUCCAGUUUAACUUGGGCAACAGCAGCCGGCCCAGCAACCAGUGCCGGAACUCUGUUCAAGGGAAACACCUCAUCACGGACGAGCUGGGUUACGUCUGCGAGAGGAAGGACCUGCUGGCGAAUGGCUGCUGCGAUGUCACUGUCCCCAGCACGAAGCAGUACUGCUGUGAUGGGUGCCUGGCCAAUGGCUGCUGUGAAGCCUACGAGCACUGUGUCUCCUGCUGUCUGCAGCCCAGCAAGCAACUUCUACUGGAGCGCUUCCUCAGCCGGGCAGCUGCGGCCUUCCAGAACCUCUUCAUGGCAGUUGAAGACCACUUCGAGUUGUGCUUGGCUAAGUGCAGGACUUCGUCCCAGAGCGUGCAGCAUGAGAACACGUACCGUGACCCCAUAGCCAAAUACUGCUACGGAGAGAGCCCCCCGGAACUCUUCCCCGAGUGAGGCCUGAUGGAGAGACACACCCAGAACCAGCCUGGUCCACAUGAGACAAUGAAGGAGAAAGCCACACAAGGAUUCUCGGCCUUGACCAUGUGUAGCGGCUUCAAGUGUCUCUGGCUCCUUCGCCACCAGCUGGAGCAGAUGGACGGAGCUGUUCUGUAGAGCUUGCAGGGCCCUGGGCUGCUGGUCAGGGGCCAGGGCUUGAUGCAAUGUUGUAGUUACUCAAUGACUUCUCAGAGCGGUGGAAGGUGCUGUGUUUUGUGCAGGACACCUUUGCCUGUCCAGUUGGAUACACUCAAGGAGGUGACUGCUAACAUCGCUCCUGCACCAGAUGCAAGUUUGUCUCCAGGAGUGCGGGUGUACGGACUUCUUUGGUUGUUUUAACAUCUGACCAGCAAGCCUUGUAUCCAUAGCCCAACCUCUAGGGGUAUGGAGAGCCUCAGGGAGGUGCUGGUCCCCACCGAGCUUUUGUAGAGCAGUCCUGGGAUGCUCAUAUACCUGAAAUAAUGGUUGGGAGGCCUGAAUCCCCGGGUGACUGUUCCAGUGGGGUUUGUUGUCACUGUGUCCCUGUUGAGACCCCCUCAGCCUUGGGGCAGGGGAGCCUUUCUCUCGUCUGUCACAGAGCUGGCAGGGACUGGUGAAUGUGGUCUGCAGUACUCAUUCAUUCUUUACUGCUCUCCUAGCCUGGCUGUGUGCCAGCGGCAAACGCUUGUUAAGCUCUUACUCCAACCUAGAGUUUCAUAUCUGCCCUCAGUGGGAGACAUAUGUGGUAGCCACGACCUGGAGAGUGUCCCAAAGGCGGAUCAGUGUUCGAUGUUGCAGGGGUGGGCUGUUGUCACCAGUAACUGAAAUUUGGGUUUCAAGCAUCAGGGCAAGACACCUCUUCCUUGACGCUCCUGUCUUGCUUUCCGGCCCCCUAUUAACACACACUUCUUCACCGUCCCUUACAGUGGACCAUGGCAUUUUUUGGUUUGGGUUGAGGUUGCCCUGGCGUCAGGCAUGAAUCUCGAUUUUCUCUCAGCAGCUUCAUGGCGCCUUGUCUCCCAGCCACGUUUGCCUUCAGGAUGGAAUUUCCUUCAGCUCCCUCCUGCUUCCUCUUCCUGCUCACCUCUGAACUGUAUUCUGUCACCUCUAGGGAAGGGGCGCAGUCUGAUGGGCAUCUGUUCUCUUGUUUGAUGUUGCUGUGCUGGGAUCAAACCCAGGACUUUGUGUGCGACUGCAGACUUUCUGCUACUGAGCCAUGGCCCUGGCCAGGGAGUCGAUUUUUAGUGUUAGAGCCCAGUGAUUCAGUUCUCUUUGCUCUGGACUUCUCAGUAUGUUGACUCAAAGUUCAUGAAAGAACUGGGUGCACCUACACAUUCUGGCACGUUCUAGAAUGUUCUGGCUUGAUCAUUCUUUCUGAUAACUGGUAUGUUUUUUUUUUUUAAUUCUUGGGGUUUUUUAGUUUUGUUUUGUUUUUAGGCAGGGUCUCCCAUAGCCCAGGCUGCCAUCCAACUCCAUAUGUGUUUGAUGCCAACCUUGAACUCCUGACUGCCCUAUCUGAACCUGCCAAGUGCUGGGAUUAUCAUCAGGCUUUUAAUGCUAGUCCACCCUUGGUCAGCAUUGGUGUUGGUCUGUCUCCCUUGAGUUCGUUUCCACUCAAGAGUGGUGACCCAGGUUUCGGGUGAGCAGUUUAAUGUAAACAUCAUGCCUUUUGCCAGUUCUUUCUGACUUGGUACUGGAAAGGCAUGUCGUGUACGGUCCAUGAGUUUUUUUGUAGUCCCGGGACAGUUGUGAUCAAGAUUCCAGUUUGCUUGUGUUUCACUCAGUGCAUGAGGAAACGGCGAGGGGUGGCCUGCCCUCCCAGAGUCCCCGCCAAGAUAGAAAGAUGAAAACCCACACCAGAACUUCACCUUCAGUGCUGCCCACAUGUCCUCCAGGGCAUCUCCACACCAUCUCCCCUGAGAAUGGGUGGCUUUCAGUUAUCCCAGUCAGGAGAAAGUGGCGUCUGUGUCCACACUGAGUCAGUAAUGCAAAGGUCACUUUCAAUUGACUGUGGCAUGUGGGUUUUGUGUUUCAGUCAAGUAGGGGAAUGCACAUAGGCACGCAUGCGCGCGCGCACACACACACACACACACACACACACACACACACACACACACACACACACACACACACACUACUUUGGAAAGUCCUGGUACUUCAUUCAGACAAAAGUGGCACUGGGCAGGGAAGCCCCACCCCUACCCCCGGCUCACCGCUCUUGCAGGGUUGGUUUUGAGCUCCCUCAAUCCCUCAAUAGGGUUUCUAGAAUCAGGUGAAACAUAUUGGGGGCUUGGGGAAGAGAGGAGGCAAGAAUGUUGUCAACUUAGAUGUUUAACGUUACUAAAUGUGAGGGGAUGUGGGCAGGUAGCUCUCAGGCAUUUCCCUCCCUUCUGAGUGUGCAUUUACUGGGCUUCUUGUUGAGAAUGCUGGGACCCCAAGCCUGUAACCAUGGAGAGAAGAAACACAAUAGUGAGAGGGUUCUGACAUGGAGUGCAGGAGGAGAAUGUGGUCUCCCGGCAGCGCCACACUACACCACAGCCAGGAUGGAAGGGUAGGCUUCUGGUUCUUGUAGAAAUAGAGGAGGCCUUCUAGGGCAAUGAUGGGGUUCUCCACACACCUCAAGGGCUGACUUCAUGGCUUCCCGGGAGUGGAGCAGGGAACUACUGUAGCACGCCGGGAUUCUGGCCCCAGCUGUUCCCAACUUUGGGAUUUGCAGGUAAAUCAUGAACUAGCCUCUUUCUCACAGCCAGGACAGGAAUGUGACUGGGGCCACUUCAGCUUUGCAGUGUGACCUCCUUUGAGUCUUGGGCCUUCUAUUUGGAUAUGGGGUCACGUGUUUACCUGUCUGAGUUUGUCCUAGGAUCCUCUUGAGUGGGAGAUGCUGCCUACUUAAGAGGCCAGUGUCAGUAGCCCCAGGGAGCAGAAUGGGGGAGUGCAAGGAUGAGGAGUCGGGGUUUCUGGGAUAAAAAAGAUACCAGUUAGAGUAAUGAGGAGCUUAGGCUGGGGCCACCUAACUGUAAAGUGAGGACGGGAUCCCUCCAAGGAAUGGCUGAGGGGAAGAUUUCCAUGCAGAUAUGGGGGCAGUCUGAGGUACCUGGAGAGUCCUGAGCAGGGAGAGAGAAUAGUAAACUAAGCAUGUACACGAGAGGAAAACAAAAGAGUGAGGACGCCAAGAGUGUGUGGCCAAAAUGUCAGGCUCAUAUAGGAAUGAGAGGCUGGGGAGGCAAGCGAGAGAAGUUUAGGAGAGACACAGGUGUGGUGCUGAAGCCUGGAGGCAGUGUUGGUACGCUAACAGGCAUCGUAGUCAUUUGUCCAGAGUUGGUUUUUUUGGACCUGACACUAAUGAUAAAAUAGUUGCCUAAAAAUCACACGUCCUAGAGAUGACUACCAGCUAUUUUCAGCUUCCUCUGUGGCUUUCCAGGCAAACAUGGAGUGCUUCCCCCUUGGAAACACUGACCAUGGGUUUCUUGUCUGCAGGCCUGUGUGCAUGAGGCGUGACACUGCUAGUGACGAUUGAGGGUAUCUGGUCCCGUCCCUGGGGGUAGCUUGCUACUACAGGGCACGACUGCUCGCCUCAACUCCUGCAGCCACUGUUUGCUCGUCCGUCCGUCCGUCCGUCAGUCAGCCAUGUCUCAGUCAUCUUUUAAGCUGUUUGCUAAGAAUUCAGUGUUCUCAUUUGUAUUUAUUUUUCUUUCAGUUUUGAAAUGGUGAGCCUGUGUGUAUCAGCUCACCCUGAACAGUGAGUUCUGGUUUACAAAGAGGACUUUUUUUUAAACUUAAGAUUGACUUAGUGGUUAAGCGCUUACUAUUAUGGUGGACCUGGGUUCAGUUCCCAGCAUCCACAUUGGGGGACUCACAACUGAUGGGAUGUGAUGGCCUCUUUUGGCCAUCACAGGUACCUGAAUAUGUAGCAUACAUUCACACAGACACCACAAACACAAAAAUAAUAUAAUAAAAAUGAGCCUUUAAAAGACUAAAUCACAUUUAAUUGUUGUGGGGCGGGGCACAUGCAUACCACGGUUUAGAUCAGAGGAAAAUGUGGAGAUUGGUGCACUCUUCCACCAUAUGGCUUCUGGCAUGGAACUCAGUCAGGUCUUGGUGGCUGUGCCUUGGCCUGUGGAGCCAACUUGCUGGUCCUGCCUAAAUCUGUGUAAGCUAAAUGAUAAAAUACACAAGUGAUAUUGA